This is a messenger RNA of Entamoeba invadens IP1, 1581 nucleotides long. RefSeq lists its product as hypothetical. The transcript has 2 exons. NCBI's taxonomy places the organism in Eukaryota, Evosea, Mastigamoebida, Endamoebidae. The record is from RefSeq and is a predicted model, not a curated record. The coding region runs from base 1 to 1581 and encodes 526 amino acids.
AUGUACCUACGAUUUCAUAUUCUGAUUUUUGUAGUGGUUGUGAGAGCGUUGAUAAUAAACACGCCGUGUGUACCACAGAUGUAUGUGAUUGAUGAAGAUGUGAUGUUUGAGCAUGAAGCGAUGGGUGAAUUUGCGGAUGUAGUGAGCCUUCACAAGUGUUAUGAAGAGAUGGGUGAGUUGAGGAAGAAUGUUUAUGGUGUUCGUGUCAAAGCGGAGUGUUAUGUGUACUCGACACAGAUGCACAUCCACACGGAGAGGCGGAACAUCUCGCGAUGUGGGCAUUGCAUGUCACUUGUUGGUCCAUCGUUGAUAGCGACGCAGUGUAUGAUAGCGGGGUAUUACACUGUAGACGAGCAGUAUGCGACUGCGAUGAAUGCGGAGGGGCGGUUGUCGUACAUUGUAUUUCUUAACAAGGAAAGUGUCAAGCGGAUGUCAUCAGGAACGGCAUUCAAAGCAACGGAAGCAACAGCGUCGUACACGUCGUGCAAUUACGCGACAUUUCCCGUGUUGACAGUGCUUGCCACAAACUCAACACACACCAAAUUAGUUGUGUACAACACAAAUGAGCGUGUUGUGUCGAUCAGCAACGGGACUGUAUCAUCGGACAUUGAUGGUGAUGGCUAUUUCACGCUGCAAACAGCAGAAAACAGAACGAUAGAGAAGGUGUGUGUGACUUCAUUUGAAGGGCAGCGCACCUGCUUCAGUGCAGUCACAACAACACCGAGAAACACGUACGUUGCGUUGUCUCGAUACACCCCACCACUUGAAAACAAGACGUGCGAAUUUCUGCCACAACUGAUUGCUUUCUCAACAACAACAAACUACUCCUUUGUGUCAGCACCUUUCAGAUACAAAAUAGCCGCAUUGCAUCUCACCCCACCUAUCAAUUCAAAUUUCUAUGUGGACUACACAGACGCGGAAAUAAAGAACUUGAAGUACGCACAACUAACACUCAACACCACACACAGUGGUGUGUCUUUUGUGUAUCCAACACUCUUCCAAUUCACUCGCCAUUUCAAACAAUUUGUGUUUGUUGCUAAUUGCUCGCAAAAAUGCAUUCUCAAAAAUGUCCGCCUUGCCUCAGCUUUCGACAACACAACAAAUUCAACAUAUUUUGUUCACGAAGUCAGCUACAGACUCAAAUUCAACACCGAAACAACAGAAAGUGGGGGUCUUUUUGUCAUCACUGCAAAAGUCUCUCUCAACCAAUCAGAAAAAGGUUAUUACAAUGGAAUAGCAUUUGAUUUUGAUGUUCCAAGUGAAACGGUGAUGAAGAUAACAACAGCAGUCUCACGUGCACGUGAUGCGACAAAGAUGGUAUCGUGCACGACGGAAUCGUUUGAUUGUAAAGGUCGUGGGUGUACUGUUGGCAAUUCGACACUCAGAGACAGUGCAACAACAUACACAAAUUACUUCAACUUCACUGCAGGGUGUGAACAAUACUGUGGUUCAUGUGGAGUUGGGUAUUCAUGUUCCAAGACUGGUCAUUGUAUUCGCACUCCAACACAGAACACUCGCAACCCAAACACGUCAUAUCCUCUCGCACUUUCAUUGUGUUUCGCGCUCGUUCUUUUUCUCUAA